CGUUACAGCCUCCAGCGUGGGGCGGCUGUAGCUGGGGGUUCUGCUGGAGUUGGAGCUGGUGGUGCUGGGGGUGCUGGGUCGCAGCCGUCGCCUCCCUCCCUACAGCGACUGCGUGAGUGGUACGCUCGGCGCUGCACCCUCCUGAGCGGAGCUCCUGGCCCUGGGGUGCCGCCCACUGGUGCUGCUGGAGGUACUGGUCCUGGAGGUGCUCGUAAAGGCGGUGCUGGAGCUGCUGGGACUGGGGGUUUUGCUGGAGCUGGUGCUACUGGAGGUGCUGCUGGUGCUGGAGUUGGAGCUGCAGGUGCUGGAGCUGCUGGUGGAGCUGAGGACGCCGGGUCUACUGGAGUUGGUGUCGCUGACGACCAUGGGGUUGGUCCUACAGGUGCUGGAGCCGACGGUGCGGCUGGAGUUGGCACUACUAGAGCUGUUUGUGGUACUGCUAGCGUUGGAGCUGUUGCUGGGGGUUCUGAUGCGGUCCCUGUACUUU
This is a messenger RNA of Closterium sp. NIES-65, 487 nucleotides long. Lineage: Eukaryota; Viridiplantae; Streptophyta; Zygnematophyceae; Desmidiales; Closteriaceae. The record is from the annotation of a GenBank genome assembly.